GAAGAGUAAAAUUAUACCUAUCUAAUAAAAAAAAAAAAUAAAUAAAUAACAUUUUUUUGACGUCAUUUGAUCCGUCAUUGGCAACCGCAUUUGUUUACAUGAUGGCGUCUGGAAGUGAAAAUACGACGGAAGAACGCACUGAACCAGUGCCAACCCAGCCCGUUGCAAAUGUCGUUUCGGAUACAACACACAAAGUCACAGGAAUGGAGAAAGAAUCAGAAUCAUCUGGUGGUCCAGCUAAAAAAUCACGUGUAGAAAUACAAUCAUUACCAACAAGACAAUAUUUAGAUCAAACAGUUGUUCCAAUAUUAUUACAGGCGUUAUCAAGUCUUGCCAAGGAACGACCAUCAGAUCCAAUAAAUUAUUUGGCUGGUUAUUUAUUAAAAAAUAAAGGUCAAUAUGAUAAUGGAAGUGCACCACCAACUAGCCAAUAAAAAUCAUCAUAAUUAUGUGAUCAUUGAAAAUAUAUUUAUCAACUAUUUUCAUUAACUAUUAUUAAUCUAAUUAAAUAACAAAUUUAUUUUUAUUUUGAUUUCAAACAACAAAAUGCAUGAUCAAAUUAUAUUGUCGAUAAAUUCAUUGUGAUCAUCAAUGACAUUUGUCAUCAACAAUGCAAUCAUUAAAUUUUUUUUUCUAAUGAAAUAUGUAAUAAUUGAAGAACCCAAUUUGUAAAACAAUUUAUAUAAUUUUUAUUUCUUUUUAUAAAUAAAAUAAACAAUUAAAUCAA
Molecule: messenger RNA, 727 nt
Organism: Aphidius gifuensis
Lineage: Eukaryota; Metazoa; Arthropoda; Insecta; Hymenoptera; Braconidae
Product: protein dpy-30 homolog
Exons: 3
Coding region: 99-434 (111 amino acids)
Cellular component (GO): Set1C/COMPASS complex
Source: RefSeq, a predicted model, not a curated record